UUUUCCCACAGUCGUAGCCUUCAUAGCAUUAGCAUUGGCAUUACGAUGAUCAAGUGUGUGAAGGCGGAUGCAGAUUCUUCUUCUUCUUCACCAUCAUCUAUAAUGUGCGAAUCUUGCAUCGGAAAAGGAUGGUUACUCUGUGACUUCUGCCAAGGCCAAAAGACUAAUGUCAAAGCCCAAAAUAACCGUAUCUACCGUCGAUGCCCCUCCUGCAAAGCCGUUGGAUGUGUCCUCUGUUCGAGAUGCAAGGUCUUCAAAUGUGUCACUUUUCCCGAUUUCAACGAUUCUCCUAUUACUACUUAAGGUGCUUUCUUAUUCUUUAUUAUCUUAUCUCCCACAUUCUACUUUCUUUUAUUUUUAACUAUACUCCUUCAUACCUUGUUGCUUUUCUUUUAACACAUUAUAUUAUAAAUCAUGAUUACUAUUUUAAUAUGGA
Cicer arietinum (chickpea) is the source of this 436-nucleotide messenger RNA. Lineage: Eukaryota; Viridiplantae; Streptophyta; Magnoliopsida; Fabales; Fabaceae. The record is from RefSeq and is a predicted model, not a curated record.